ACACGCGUCAGAGUAGAUAUGAGUCGGAUUUUGGCGCAAUAACACAAUCACACCUGCCCCAGUGCCCCCUCUUUUUUUUUUUUUUUUUUCUGAUUACGUCGGGUGUCCUCAGCCCUGGUGUGCACCACAGCCGAGACUAAUCCCAGUGCCCCCUCUUCAUUGGACAGUGAGUUGUCCCCUGCCUCGGCAUAUUUUGCGCUCUUAACAGCUUCGGGUCUGUGCUGGAUUUUGUUAUUAUAUUGCAGAUUCUGGUUGGGUUUUGGGGCUAGUGUUUCUUUGCAGACGGAGAUGGAGAGGUGAGAGACAGGGUGGUGGGAGCGGAGGAGAGAUCAAAUGGGAGAAGCCUGUGAGGAUUGCAGUAAAUGGGAAGAGACCAUUUACUGGACCCAUUUCCAGUUCACGCAUUUCGCUCAAUUUCUAACUCAGGGUUUCCACCAGCAGCUUACCAUUCCCAAAAAAUUUGCAGACAAUUUAAAGGGUAGUCUACCUAAGACUGUGGCUCUUAAAGGCCCGAGUGGUAUUACAUGGAAUGUAGAAUUGGUAACGAGUGGGGACUCAUUACUCCUCAAAAAUGGCUGGGAAGAAUUUGCGAAAGACCACUGUCUAAAAGAAAAUGAUUUCUUGAUUUUCAGAUUCAGCAAGAACUCACACUUUGAUGUUUUAGUAUUUGAAAAACAAAGUCUAUGCGAGAAGGAAGCUACAUAUCUGGUUAGGAAAUGUGGGCACACUAAAGUUGAAAGUGGAUCCUCGCCAAAGAGGGAUGCAAAGGAGAAAUCUGUGGAAGUCAUUCACGACUCCUUUCACGAUGAUGAUAAUCAAUGCACUUCACCAGAGAAAUCUCGGAAGUUGGACAGUGUGAUGCCAGUGUCACCACGAAAGCAAUCCAUCUGCAAAAGGAGACGAAUGACUCCAAGGAAAGCUUCUUCUGUUAAACCAAAUACUGCAAAGAGGAUAUUAAGAAGCAAAAGUUCUUCCACACAUGCUGCAGGAAAGAAGGCCGAAUGCAACGAUUCCGGUGGCGGACAAAUAACCAUCAACAAAAAUCAAGCGUAUAAUGUGCAAUACAUAUCGAGUAGGCGAUCUGUCACCGAAGACGAGAUAGAGAAGGCCUUGCAAGCGGCACUAUCAGCAUCCAGCAAAGAAGCUUUCGCAGUAGUUAUGCGACCCACCAUGGUAUACAAGAGAUUUUUUAUGGUGAUCCCAUCGGAAUGGGUGACUAAGCAUCUUUGGUACGAUAAACAACAUGUGAUUCUCCGUCACAACGAAAGCACAUGGCAUACCAAAUAUUAUGACUAUGGAUCUUAUGCAGGACUGGCUGGUGGGUGGAGGCAUUUUUCUGUAGAAAAUAACUUAGAAGAAUUCGACGUGUGUCUCUUUGAGCUUGGUAGCCAGCUGAAAGAUGAUGUGGUCUUGGAUGUUCGCUUCUUUCGGGUUGUCGAAGAGGUGGUACCACUGAUGCGCUUUACUACUCCUCCCUAGGAAUGUGGAAGGCUAUCUAAAGUUGGCAUCCUUGAACUUGCUUACGUUUUGGUAUGCAUGUUGGUGAAUGUUGGGAGUAUGUAAAUAUCGCCCGUUUGCGUGACUUCUUCUGUACUACAUUUUGGACUAUUGUUUUGCUUCCCUUAGGCUUUCACUGCUAACGACUUGUUUAUGUUAAUGGUAGAUUUUAUGGUUCUUGUUUC
Malania oleifera is the source of this 1682-nucleotide messenger RNA. Its product is annotated as B3 domain-containing protein REM16-like. The coding region runs from base 334 to 1479 and encodes 381 amino acids. The record is from RefSeq and is a predicted model, not a curated record. The transcript has 5 exons. NCBI's taxonomy places the organism in Eukaryota, Viridiplantae, Streptophyta, Magnoliopsida, Santalales, Ximeniaceae. Gene Ontology annotation, molecular function: DNA binding.